Molecule: messenger RNA, 1913 nt
Organism: Myxozyma melibiosi
Lineage: Eukaryota; Fungi; Ascomycota; Lipomycetes; Lipomycetales; Lipomycetaceae
Exons: 1
Coding region: 177-1829 (550 amino acids)
Biological process (GO): secondary metabolic process
Molecular function (GO): CoA-ligase activity
Source: RefSeq, a predicted model, not a curated record
ACACGGCUGGUCGGCAACUUAGCGGUUGAUGGCGGUGGGAAAGUAAACCGCCAUCGUCGGUUUACCCCACGAACCGAGUGCCGAUAUGCUGCCGAGCGGGUUCAAAUACUCGCCGCCGUCGUGGAGACCUUCUUCGUCCAUCGUCUACUCCUCCUCUACUCUUACUCAGUAUCGCCAUGCCUCAGAUCAUCUACAAGUCCCACACCGCAGACAUCCCGCUCUUCUACGGCUCCCUCCCCGACCUCCUCUCCUCCUCCCCCUACCACCUCAACCGCGGCCACCGUCCCCUCGUCACCGACGCUGCCACCGGCCUCACCCUCACCAUCGCAGACCACUACCGUCUCGUGCGCGCGCUCGCCGUCGUCCUCAAGCGCAAGUACGCCUUCAAGCGCGGCACAGUCGUCGGCCUCCUCAUCCCCAACCACGUCUACCUCGGCGCGCUCCACCACGCCAUCCUCUGGGCGGGCGGCAUCAUCAGCCCCGUCAACUCGGCAUACCAGCACAAGGACUUUUCUGAUCAGAUCGUUGCCGCCGGCGCUGACUUUGUCGUGGCCCUCGACGGACCCUGGCUCACCGUCGCGUCCGAGUCCCUCGCCCAGAUCGGCGACCGCUCCACCAAACUGCUCUCCUUCACCGACCUCACCAACCAGGCUCUGAGCAACCUCUCUCUCGGCGAUGGCCCCGAAGGCGACCCUCUCCCCCUCGACCGCCCGUCAAAGGAGACCGUCGCGUACCUCUGCUUCUCGUCCGGCACGACCGGCAAGUUCAAGGGCGUCAUGACCUCGCACUACAACCUCGCCAACAACGUGCUGCAGUCCGUCCUGCACUCGCAGCACACCUUCACCCAGUUCGGCGUCUACGCCGGCUUCCUCCCGCAGACGCACAUCUACGGCCUGCAGACCCAUCUGUACGUGACCCAGUACCUCGGCGCGCAGCUCGUCGUCUUCCCCAAGUUUGUCUUCCCGGACUUUUUGCGCGCGGUCGAAAAGUACCACAUCUCGCACGUCAACGUCGUGCCCCCGAUCAUGGUCCUGCUCGCAAAGUCCCCGCUCGUCGACCAGUACCCGACCAUCAAAGACCACCUGCGCGUGCUCGUCUCCGGCGCCGCCCCGCUCUCGGAAUCCCUCGCGGCCGCGGUCUCGGAGCGGCUGGGCGAGGGCAAGAUCUGCAUCUGCCAGGGCUACGGCAUGACCGAGAUGUCGCCCGUUACGCAUGCCACGCCCACAAACAGACCAGACACCAAGAUCGGCACGAUCGGAACGCUCGUUCCAAACGUCGAGGCCCGUCUUGUUGACCCGGACACGCUCGAGGACGUGCCGUACGGUGGACCAGGCGAGCUGCUGUUCCGCGGGCCGAACGUGAUGAUGGGGUACCUCAAGAACGAGGCGGCCACGCGCGAGUCCCUGAUUGGCGACGGCUGGAUGCGCACGGGCGAUAUCGCGUCGAUCGACGAGGACGGGUACUACAAGAUCGUCGACCGCGCAAAGGAAAUGAUAAAGUCAAAGGGCUUCCAGGUCGCGCCGGCCGAGCUCGAGGCGCUCUUGCUCACGCACCCUGACGUCGCUGACGCGGCGGUGGUCGGGCACUGGUCCGAGGAGGAAGCGACCGAGCGGCCGCGCGCGUUCGUCGUCCUGCGUAAUGGUGGGGAUGCGGAGAAAGUGCAUAGAUGGAUGGACGAGCGCGUUGCGAAGCAUAAGAGGCUUUAUGGUGGCAUCGUCGUGCUUGAUGAGAUUCCAAAGAGUCCGUCGGGUAAGAUCUUGCGACGCCUGCUCAAGACGCGCAAGGGCGAUAAAGCGACUGUGUACAAGAGCGUGGUUUCGAAGUUAUAAUCAGUGAAGAGUGAUAUAGUGAUAAACUGUUUGAAUAUUAUAAACUCGCAUAUGACAAUAACAGACCCCAUCAACACCGAAAGC